AAUAAAUGAAUCAAAAUGAUUAUCAAGUCUUUCUUGUAUUUUAUUUAAAAAUCCUGUUGCCAUCUCAACCUGCUCCAUGAUUUUUUCAACUCCACUGUUAUCUUUUGACGAUAAAAAUCAUCAGGCUAUCGUUGGCGAAAUUUGGAAAAGAUAAGACAUUCGCACGAACGACACUGCAGCAGUUGUGGGCCAACUCGUCACACACUAAGUCCAGAGAGAUUAAAAAGAUUUCGUCGUGCACCAGGAAACAGCUGUAGCUAACGAGAAGAGCUAGAGCAGUAACCCGUUGCAGAACAAACAAUGAGAGUCUUCGGACAGAAUCAGACUAAGGUCACGGUAGUACUCGGAACCCAAUGGGGCGAUGAGGGCAAAGGCAGAGUCAUCGACAUGCUGGCCGGUGAAGUUGACGUGGUCUGCAGGUGCCAGGGAGGAGGCAAUGCAGGCCACAAUGUAGUUGUGAAAGGUGUCAAAUAUCGCUUUCACCUUCUACCUAGUGGAAUAAUUAAUCCCAAUUGCAAAUCCGUUAUAGGCAGUGGUGUUGUCAUCCAUUUACCGGACUUAUUCAAAGAAAUAGAAGAAAAUGAGGCUCGAGGUCUCAAAGAUUGGCAAGACCGACUGAUUAUUUCUGACAGGGCUCACCUGGUUUUUGAUUUUCAUCAGCAACUCGAUCAACUGCAAGAACUUGAAAAGGGCACUCAGUCCAUAGGUACCACGAAAAAAGGAAUUGGCCCAACUUAUGCUAGCAAGAUAGCCAGAGCUGGAAUCAGAGUAGGAGAGCUCGUAGAAGACUAUGACAAUUUCUCCGAAAAAUUUAUAGCACUUGCAGCAUCUUGUAAGAAAAUCUUUCCUGCUCUUGAAAUAGAUUUGAAGGAGGAGUUAGAGCGUUACAAGGGAUAUGCAGACCGUAUCAGACCAUACGUCAAAGAGACGGUGCAUUACUUACAUCAAGCUAUCAAAGAUGGAAAGAAGAUUUUAGUUGAAGGUGCACAGGGAGCAUUGUUGGACAUAGAUUUUGGAACGUAUCCAUAUGUUACUAGUUCAAACUGUAGCAUCGGUGGAGUCUGUACUGGUCUUGGACUACCGCCUUCUGUUAUCGGAGAAGUUGUGGCAGUAGUGAAGGCUUACACUACUCGAAUAAGUGCUGGUCCAUUCCCUGCCGAGUUACUAGAUGCCACGGCAGACAUAUUACAGAACCGAGGUUGUGAGUUUGGACACAUAAUAAAGCAUAAAAGACGCUGUGGAUGGCUUGAUCUGUUCUCCUUGAAGUACACAGCGAAUGUGAAUGGUUACACCUCAAUAUGCUUGACCAAAGUUGAUAUUUUGGAUACAUUGCCAAGUAUCAAAGUCUGCACUGGAUAUCGUCUAAAUGGCAAGACGAUUGAGUAUUUCCCUAGCAGUGCAUCAAGUCUGAACAAAGUCGAACCAAUCUACGAAGAGUUUGAAGGCUGGCAGACGAGUACAGAAAGUGUACGCUCUUUUGAUAAGUUACCUUUAAAUGCUCAGAAAUACGUACGCUUCAUAGAAGAUUAUUUGGAUAUUCCAGUUAAAUGGAUAGGCGUCGGCGCAGAUCGAGAAAGCGUUAUUACUAUGUCUGACUCUCACAAUUCAUAGUGACGACGUGCCAAUAUCAACCACAAUGCGUUGUAUAUAUUGUUUAAAAUCUGAAGUUGCUGU
Messenger RNA from Nasonia vitripennis (jewel wasp), 1674 nucleotides. RefSeq names its product adenylosuccinate synthetase-like. Gene Ontology annotation, biological process: IMP metabolic process; 'de novo' AMP biosynthetic process. The coding region runs from base 301 to 1611 and encodes 436 amino acids. The record is from RefSeq and is a predicted model, not a curated record. The transcript has 6 exons. Gene Ontology annotation, cellular component: cytoplasm. Gene Ontology annotation, molecular function: GTP binding; adenylosuccinate synthase activity. Lineage: Eukaryota; Metazoa; Arthropoda; Insecta; Hymenoptera; Pteromalidae.